This is a messenger RNA of Caenorhabditis remanei, 255 nucleotides long. RefSeq lists its product as uncharacterized. The coding region runs from base 1 to 255 and encodes 84 amino acids. The transcript has 4 exons. The record is from RefSeq and is a predicted model, not a curated record. NCBI's taxonomy places the organism in Eukaryota, Metazoa, Nematoda, Chromadorea, Rhabditida, Rhabditidae.
AUGAUUGGAAACAUUUUCUCGUCGGGAUAUCGAGAACCAAGCUUGCAGACUAUCGAGAAAUGUCAUAAUCAAGUAAAAGAGAAAGAAAAGUGCAAUUGCCAUAAAAAGGAUCCAUUUUGUAAUCGAACAUUCGCAAUGAAUCACUGGAACAGUAUAUUCAAAUGCAUUUCGACGGAUCAGAAGUCAAUGAAAACCGAAGUUGCGAAGAAAGAAGAAAAAGCAGAAGAGAAAAAAGACGGAGAGGAGGAAUAUUGA